Molecule: messenger RNA, 186 nt
Organism: Acaulospora colombiana
Lineage: Eukaryota; Fungi; Glomeromycota; Glomeromycetes; Diversisporales; Acaulosporaceae
Source: the annotation of a GenBank genome assembly
AUGUGCAAAACAACUACUCCUCUGGUUUAUGGAAUAGUAAUACCACCACAACAGUGGACAGCAAUAUCAUCACAACAGUGGAUAGCAAUACUACCACAACAGUGGACAGCAAUACCAACACACUCAGUGAACAUAAAAAUAAUACUAAUAACAAGCAUCCUCAACCCCCAUACAAUAAUAGCAUGA